This is a messenger RNA of Mustela erminea (ermine), 596 nucleotides long. RefSeq names its product protein PET117 homolog, mitochondrial. The transcript is spliced from 2 exons. Gene Ontology annotation, biological process: mitochondrial respiratory chain complex IV assembly. The record is from RefSeq and is a predicted model, not a curated record. Bases 192 to 572 code for a protein of 126 amino acids. Lineage: Eukaryota; Metazoa; Chordata; Mammalia; Carnivora; Mustelidae. Gene Ontology annotation, cellular component: mitochondrion.
UGGUGAAGAGGUGUUGGUGGUUAGGAAGGAAGUUUAAGUGGAAAUCACAGGCAAUCAGCAAAUACUGAAACUUGGAGUUGGAGGAAGGUAACAAAUGGUGGCAGGAGAGCAAGCUCCUAAGCCAUACUCUGAAGUCUGAGAAAGGAAGGGUGGGGUCUCAGAGGCAGGUUUGGGAAGAAUGUUUCCAGCCCAUGGUGUGCGCCUUGGGAGGCAGGGAGGGCGUGUGGGUGAAUAUGUCAUGGUUUAAGGAGCACGGGAUGGGGCAACUGGAGAGGGAGGAGUCAAAUGUCCUUGGAGAUCUGGCCAAGGAGCAGUGUUCCAAAAAGUUGGUUUUCAAUUGUGUUGUCUAUUCCAAGACUCUUAAAUUCCUCAACUCCACUGUAAGAGGGAAUGAAACUCUAGGCCUGGAGGAGGUCCGGCAAAGGCUUCAUGAUGGAGUGAUCAGAGACAUUGAGAGACAAAAUCGGAAAAAAGAAAACAUUCGUCUUUUGGGAGAACAGAUUAUUUUGACUGAGCAACUUGAAGCAGAAAGAGAGAAGAUGUUGUUGGCAAAAGGAUCUCAAAAAACAUGACCCCAAAUGGUUGUCAAGUAUUGA